Rhincodon typus (whale shark) is the source of this 3528-nucleotide messenger RNA. RefSeq names its product GTF2I repeat domain containing 1 (gene gtf2ird1). The record is from RefSeq and is a predicted model, not a curated record. Gene Ontology annotation, cellular component: nucleus. Gene Ontology annotation, molecular function: DNA-binding transcription factor activity. NCBI's taxonomy places the organism in Eukaryota, Metazoa, Chordata, Chondrichthyes, Orectolobiformes, Rhincodontidae. Bases 325 to 3528 code for a protein of 1067 amino acids. The transcript has 31 exons.
CGGCCUGUUAUAAACCUUUGGAACAAGAAGGAUUUGAAACCAGGCCCUAUCAUCCAGAGGUAGGGACAUUACCACUCUGCCAAAGGAGCAGCCUUGAGGUGCAAGUGAUUAAAACGGCCCCGGAUUACUGAGUGGCGAAUUCGCCUUAUUCUGUACAGGCAGCCGCCUCCCGGUUGGGGGCCAAAUAACAUGGAACUGCUUUGUGGCCCGUUUCUGGCAGGCAUGGCAGCAGGCAGCGAGUUAACUGAGAAGUCAGCAAAGUGAAGAACGCAGAGGAACGCUCGAACUGUCGAUGAUUCGGGACUACCGCUGAACCUUCAAAUUAUGCUUCGGAGCAGAUACAUAUUGUAUCCUGCGGCGACACGUGACUGGCUGGGUCACGCUGCCAGGAGAUCAGGCAGUGAGGGUUUUCACUUGUGUUUCGCAGUGGAAAGGGUUUGGGCUGUAAACAUGGCACAUAUUGGGAGUCUGGAAGAAGGUGCCAGGAGUAAUAACUGUCACGAACAUCUACAAAACUUCCGAGACAAGAAGGACAUUAUCACCAGCUUGGUGUCUGCCUUGGACUCCAUGUGCACAGCGCUCUCAAAGUUAAACACUGAAGUGGCCUGUAUUGCUGUUCAUGAGGAAACCAUCUUUGUUCUGGGAACAGAGAAAGGAAAAUUGUUUUUAAAUGCCAGGAGGGAACUGCAAAAAGAAUUUGUCAAAUAUUGCACAGCCAACUGGAACGCACACCUCCGGGAGAUGGAGAUGUUGAAAAUGGUGACAGACAAUGGCCGGAAUGUUCAAAGGGAUUCGCUGGAUCCCAUGGCUGAUGUUUUUGUCCUGCGCAAAAUGGUGGAACAAGUCUUUGCUGUACUUUACAGUGAGGCACUGGAAAAGUCUUCAAUUGUCCCCGUGCCUUAUGAGAAAAUCUUGAAGGAUCCGCCUUCUGUCGUGGUGCAUGGGUUGCCUGAGGGGGUCAGCUUCAAGCGGCCGUCCGAGUACGAAGCCCACACUCUGAAGAGAAUUCUGGAGCGGAGUAACCGAAUCCGAUUUAUUCUGAAAAGGUCGUUUGAUGAGGAUCUCCAGGAGGUGAGGACCCAUGUGGACCGGGAUCGGGAAAUCCAGCCUGGGAAAAGCACUUGUGAUUUUAAUCGGGAGAGUCCGGUGACUAAAGUAUCCAAUCAGGACACAAGCAAUGGACGGACACCACCACAAUUCCUUUAUGACCUCCCAGGAUCCAGGAUUCCAUUGGAUUCAAACCAAGAACUUUUGACUAUGAGAUCUAUGACAAACCUUAAUCACGGCCUUUCACCCACCGGAGCCUCAAUUAUGAUGGACUCGAAUAAGCUCACCCCUGCUCGAGAUUGUGCUGAUGAUACUGGUAAAAAUACAACAGGGUUUAUUGGUGAACUCAGCAACAUCUCUCAACAUUCACACGUUUCAAAGCGGCUCCUUUUUUCUAUAGUACACGAUAAAGCAGAGAAAUGGAACUUGUAUAUAAAGGAGACGGAAGAUAUCAACAUUCUGAGGGAAUGUGUGCAGAUUCUUUUCAACAGCAGAUAUGCUGAGGCCUUAGGUUUGGAUCAUAUGGUUCCUGUUCCAUACAGGAAGAUUGCCUGCGACCCAGAGGCGGUGGAAAUCAUAGGGAUACCGGAAGGAAUUCCCUUCAAGCGACCUUGCACCUAUGGAGUUCCCAAACUGAAACGUAUCUUGGAAGCAAGACACAAAGUUCGGUUUGUUAUUAAAAGGAUGUUUGAUGAGCGAGUUCUAACAGGCAACAAAUACAUACGGGAUGGUUCCAAACCGGAUAGCCAUUCCCCUUUGGAUGAGGAGUCUCACAGAACAAUGGCACUGGACAUGACCCCAAAGAACCACAUUUGCAGGUCGCUGAAGGUGAAAGAAGGUGAAACGGGUGCCUCCAUUGAUCUGUCAACAAUGAAAAAAGUGAAGACAGAGCCAGAAGAUUCAGAAAUCAUUCAAAUCACUGUUCAAGAUCCACAUACUACCUCGGAAGACAUCAGUGAAAACCUGUCCGCUAAAUCCCCCUCUGAGGAAACUAGCAUAUUGCUGGAAUCCCCAUCAGAUGCUGCACAGGACAAUGUUUCUAAUCAUGAAGAUCCACACGUGCUGGUGAAAGAAGAAUGGAAUGAAAAGAUUACAGAACUGAGGAAGCAGGUUGAGAUCCUUUUCGACAGAAAGUAUGGUGAAGCGAUGGGACUUUCCAAUCCAGUGAAGAUCCCUUAUUUGAAAUUCCAGUCCCAUCCUGAGGAAUUACUUGUGGAAGGUUUGCCAGAGGGUAUCCCAUUCAGGAGACCCAAUUGCUUUGGAAUUUCGAAGCUCCAGAAGAUUUUAGAAGCGAGCGAGGGCAUUCAGUUUAUCAUCAAAAAGCCACAACUUCUACUUGAAGGACAAGAUUCAUGCAAGGAGAAAAAGAAUACAGCAGCAAAAACACAAGAGCCUCAUGACUAUGUGAAAGGUGAAGCAACACAGCUAAAAAGACAGAUCCAAACAGAAACACCAGACAAGACGACAGCAAAGUACCUGACAAAUUCAGAUGGAAAUAAGGUCAACAAUUCCCUCAACAUUAUUGAAGUGACAAUCCCAGAAAAUUAUGAUGCAAAGCUCACGAGAGUGGACAUUGCCAAUAAUCUACGGGAGCAAGUCCAGGACCUGUUCAAUCGCAAAUAUGGAGAAGCUUUAGGUAUAAAAUAUCCUGUGCAAGUUCCAUAUAAACGGAUAAAAAGCAACCCUGGCUCUGUUAUAAUCGAAGGGCUUCCACCUGGCAUUCCAUUUCGAAAACCCUGCACAUUCGGAUCCCAGAACCUGGAGAGGAUCUUGGCCGUGGCCGACAAAAUCAAAUUCACCAUAACCAGGCCUUUCCAAGGACUCAUUCCCAAACCUGGCCUGCACACUCAUCAACCUUAUCCUCACCCAGUGCCGCUGGCUGCCUGUGUCCCCGCAAAAGAAUUUCAAGAUCCUCAGAAGGCAAAAUGCUGCUGGAAAUCUGAAAUAAAAACAGAAAAUGCUGGAAACACUCAACGAAAUGAAGAAGCACCUAGAAGAAUAACGUCAUUGGAAAAAGCAUAUGCUGCUUUACAGGAGGAUGAAGAGGCAAACAGACUUGGAGAGAAGGUCAUACUCAGAGAGCAAGUGAAGGAAUUAUUCAAUGAAAAAUACGGAGAGGCCCUGGGACUGAACCGGCCUGUUUUGGUGCCAUACAAAUUAAUCCGAGAUAAUCCUGAUGCGAUUGAAGUGACUGGGUUACCAGAGGACAUCCUUUUCCGGAACCCGACCACUUACGAUCUUAGCAGAUUGGAAAAAAUUUUAACAGUCCGAGACCGAAUCAGGAUGACCAUUAAAAGUCAGUUACAGCCUUUUGCAGAGAUUUGUAAUGAAGCAUCAAAAUCAGCAUCCAAACAAGAUGCAACACACAAACGGAAGCGAAGAAGAGUUUCAGAGGGGAGCAUUGUGCCGUCAUCCUCAAACAUGGAAGCAGGCGUAUCUCCAAAUCCAGUCCCUCUUGUGGUAAUUAAUUUUGCAAAUUAA